Messenger RNA from Trichomonas vaginalis G3, 711 nucleotides. RefSeq lists its product as uncharacterized. NCBI's taxonomy places the organism in Eukaryota, Parabasalia, Trichomonadida, Trichomonadidae. The record is from RefSeq and is a predicted model, not a curated record. The coding region runs from base 1 to 711 and encodes 236 amino acids. The transcript has a single exon.
AUGUACAAAUUCGAAUGGGGCGUCGAGGAAGAGAAAAACUAUGAUCUAAGAGCAUACAAAUGUGGGGGAUGGGCAUCAGCACGCAUUCAAACACGCCGGACUGGCAAUUGGCAGCAAUUUUAUGAUGGAGAAAAAACGCCAAUCAAUCAACCAUUUCCCAUUGAUUACAAAAAGAAAUACGUACCUCCGAAAAGACCAAAAACAGCAAUUGAACAUCCCAAGAAAACCAAGCUUGAUUUGUAUCAAGAUGCAUUAGCAACAUUAUCACCGCAAACUGUCCGUGAAAUCGUUCAGAGUACAGUAUCAUCCACGACUUAUAAUACACCUCCAUUCAAUGAAUCAAUAUCCCCAAUUCGGAUCAAACCUUCUGAGCGAGGACCUUUAUCGAGUAUUGCAACAAGCCGUAGUAUAAAUACAAGUCGUUCUAAAACUUCUAUGGAGCGCGCUCAAACAUCUCGCACAGUAAAAACGUCUCGUACAAUUUCUGCCUUACCAGUGAAUACUGUAGACUUAUCAAAUAUACAAGUACCAGAAAUAGCUCGAAUCAUCCAUAAAAAUAAAGGAGAAAAUCCUUCAAGAUUCCCAUUCCGUGUUAGUACGUUAUAUCUUUCAGAAUUAUCAGAGGCUGAGGAAAAGAUGAAAGAAUCUAAGAAGAAGCCAAAGAAACGUGCCAAAGCUAAUCCUCAAAAUCAUAUUAUUGAAUUUCCAUAA